AAUAUUUAAAUUAAUUUGCUGUUGACUUUAAAAUCUUUUUGUUAUGUCACUGUUGGCUUAAAUAGAGAAAAAUCAAAUCUCGUCGAAACUUGAGCUACGAAAUUGUUGUUGAUUUAGAGAAGAGAGAUUGCCAGGACUGGACAAGCGCGCCUAAAUAAAGUUUAUUAACCUUUGACAUCAAUUUUCAAUCAGCUCGACUAAACAAUUGAGCAGAGAAUUGCAAAAUUUUGAGUUUUGAGUUUUGAGUUACUUGGCAAGAAUGCAAUUUCAUCGGUGAACCAAUAAAACAGCUACACUUGUAAGUAUAAACAAUCCACGAGCUCUGUUAAAGACCCCAACGAAUACGUAUAACAAAAUAUUGAAUUUCACAAACACAUUUAAGUGCUUGUUUAACUGAAACAAAUUAAAACGGAAACAAACUGCAAGGAGUAAACAAUACAUCGAAACGAGCCAUCAUAAUCCACCCACUUCCGUAUGAACCUCUACACAUUCUGUUGUUCCGACUGGUAGGGUUUGUGCGCGGUGGUUAGCAACUGAAUCACGUUUGAUUACACCGUAUAAACAGCACACAUGUCGCACUCACAAAAGCAAAUGAAGAAAGUUGAGAAGCAAAGUUUCCGCCGUGAAGAGCGAAGACAUACAACACGAAAUGGAUUGAUUCAAAACAAUACACCUUUAAUGUCAGGUGUACAGGACACAUGUCAGAUUCGGUUCAGCAUGAUGGCAACCACAAAUUCAAAUAAUAAAAAGAAAAUUACAACUAAAACUGUAAAGUGCACAGAAACUACAGAAACCACAAAACCAACAACAUCAACAACAUCAACAACACCAACAACAUUGACAACAACAGUAACUGCAACAGAAAUAACAACAAAAUUGACUACUCGUAAAGCAGCACGACCACCUCCUAAAAAAAUGACCCGGACCGCAAUCAUGAGUGAACUAAUUAAACUAAAAUCUCAGCAAAAAUUCUUGGAAUGCAGUCAAGUGAAAUUAAACACAGAAAACUUUAAGGAUGCUGAUGACUUCGAGAGCAAGGAAACGUCAACUUCAAAAUAUUCGCUGCAAGCAGCGCGGAAUUUAAUUCAUGAGAUUGACCAAUUGAAAAGGAAACUCGACACAGAGGUCUCUAACUAUCGUAGAUCUGCUCAUCAUGAAGUGCAAGACAUUACACAGCUGGUGCAUGCCUUUAAGGAAAAUGUCCUUCAGCCGGAACGCUUCAUGGAGACAAGUAUGAAUGCAAUACGGCAACGCAUUAUUGAUAUCAACGUUGCCUUCGGACGUUUAUUGAAUAAAAAUUCAAAUGAACUAAAGUCCUUGCAAAGCGAGUGUGAACGCUUACAAACUGAUAAAAAAAUUCUAGUUGAUUACCCAAUCGAACAAGAAUAAAUUAUAAAGUUGUAAUUCACUAACUUCAAGUACUAAAAAUUCUAAUUGCAUAAAUUGCAAUAACUUAUUUUCAAUUUAUGUUUACGUAAAAAUAUAUUUAUAAAAUAAAAAAGUUUGAAAAUUU
Teleopsis dalmanni is the source of this 1513-nucleotide messenger RNA. RefSeq lists its product as uncharacterized. The record is from RefSeq and is a predicted model, not a curated record. NCBI's taxonomy places the organism in Eukaryota, Metazoa, Arthropoda, Insecta, Diptera, Diopsidae. Bases 571 to 1389 code for a protein of 272 amino acids. The transcript has a single exon.